AUGUCUGGUCUUCCUCAAAACCCCAUCAGCAUCAUUCUGACAUGUCCUGGGAGCCCGUCAAGCUUGGAAUGCACUCGCGUUGCCUCACGCAGUUCUUCGCGGAGGCCCAGCAGCAAUGACAGUACGUGCAGUCUGAAUGUGCCUUUCGACCGCCAGCCCACGCCACAGGUGUUCAGUAUCAGCGGCAACACUCUGAACAACAGCAGGUCCAAGUCCUUGGUCAACAUCCCCAAGUGCCAAAAGGGCGGAUCUGACCAAGACAGCAGCCUCAAUGGGAUCGAAGAAAGUCCUAAAGAUAUCUCGGGGCUGAAUUAUAGAAGAGGAUCGCUGCAACCAGAAAAGAAGGGUAACUUUCCCGCGGUUAAGGAUGCCUUCGGUCCACAGUUGACCAAUGACUCGUUCAUGACGUUGCCGGGAACCCCUAUACCGUCGUUGGUGCAAGACGAUUCGGACGAUGAAUUUACGGAGAUACCACCACCCACACCUGCCGAAAAGGAAGAGAUCUUAGAUCCAGAAAGCCUAUACUUCAGAGAUGGACGCAGAAAAAUCGACAUGGUUUUGGUUUACGAAGAAGAAGAGUUAGGUGUGAUGACUGAAGCCGAGGCAAAACGACGCGACAAUAGAAGAGUGUUCCAGGAAAAUCUCGUCAAGGAAGGUCUAGAAUUAGAACUGGAACACAAAGACAUAUCCUUCGACGGAAAAACUUGGUUUUUGAAAAUACACCUUCCAUGGAAGACAAAAACAAGAUACGCCGCUGUCAUGGGCCUAAAGCUACCAAUUAAAAGAUUUAUAACUAUAUCAGUCAAAGCUUGGGACGAUGAAAAGAGUCAAAACAAGAAGGAGUCUUUUUGGUCGAAACUUCAGAAAAAAAUUAAUGAUUUGACGCAAUUCAACACCGACUUGAUCCGGGAAGAACCGUCUUUCUAUGAGUCAACGAAGGGAGGAGAUCGUGAAGAACAGUUCGUGGUUAAAGAUCGAGUCACGAGUUACUCCAGUGCACAAAGAAGCCUCGUCGUCAUGCAGAUUCUACUCCGAGUGAAGUUUGAUGAAACGGACAAAGUCGGAAUAAGACGUCUUCUGAAUGACAACACAUACUUAGCAUGUUUUCCUUUACAUGAGGGUCGAUGGGAGAAGGAACAGAGUGAUGGAAGAAUUUUGGACCGUCGGAAACUAUAUCUUGAAUGGGCGAGACCUGGCGUAUGGAUGAAACGACAACCACUUUGUCUAGUCAGGAAGUACUUCGGAGAUAAAAUAGCUUUGUACUUUUGUUGGUUAGGGUUUUAUACUAAAAUGCUCAUAGCGCCUGCUAUCGUUGGAACUUUAUGUUUUUUGUAUGGACUUUUUACAAUCGAUAGCCCUGACAACAUACCAACGAAAGAAAUUUGCGACCCUAUGGGUCCUGGGAACAUAACCCUUUGUCCCUUGUGUGACAAAGCCUGUAAAUACCAGAAGUUAAUGGACAGUUGCAAGUUUGCUCGACUGACGUACUUAUUCGAUAAUCCAGCGACUGUUUUCUUUGCCAUAUUUAUGAGUCUUUGGGCUACCGUUUUCUUGGAACUAUGGCGUCGAAAACAAAGUGUAAUCCAGUGGGAGUGGGAUCUGCAAGGUUUUGAGAGUGACGAAGAACCUCGACCAGAAUUUGAAACAAGUGUCAAAACCUUUCGAACAAACCCUGUAACACGAGAAAAAGAACCAUAUUUGCCAACUCGGUCCAAAGCGUUUAAGUUUGUAGCUACAGGCUCUGCCGUAUUUUUUAUGUUAGUGGUAGUUUUGUGUGCCGUCUUAGGGACAAUAAUCUAUAGACUAUCUCUCGUGUCUGUCAUAUACGGAGGUGGAGGAACUUUUCUCAAAAGACAUGCCAAAAUUGUAACGUCGGUCUCAGCUGCAUUGAUCAACUUGUUAAUAAUAAUGUGCCUGACGAGAUUCUAUCAUAGGUUAGCCAUAUAUUUGACGAACGUGGAAAAUCCAAGAACACAGACUGAAUACGAAGAUUCGUACACUUUUAAAAUAUUCCUUUUUGAAUUUAUGAACUUCUACUCUUCACUCAUCUAUAUAGCUUUCUUCAAAGGAAGGUUUUACGCUUUUCCUGGUGAUACGGCCAUUAGGGAGACGAUAUUUUCAAGAGUAAAGGGAGAUAUUUGCGACCCGGCAGGUUGCCUGAGUGAGUUGUGUAUCCAAUUAGCUAUAAUUAUGGUUGGGAAGCAAAUCGUCAAUAAUAUCCUAGAAUUAUUUAAUCCAAAAUUUUACAACUGGUGGAGGUACCGCACCCACCGUUCCAACACCAAAGAUUUAUCACGGAAGCACACUAGAUGGGAGGAAGAUUAUCACAUGCAAGACCCCGGAAGGCUUGCUCUCUUCGACGAGUACCUGGAAAUGAUUUUACAGUACGGCUUCGUGACACUAUUUGUCGCAGCCUUUCCGUUAGCUCCAUUAUGUGCCUUAUUAAAUAACAUAGCAGAAAUUAGACUAGACGCGUACAAAAUGGUCACACAAGCAAGACGACCUCUGGCAGAACGCAGCGAAGACAUAGGGGCUUGGUAUGGAAUACUAAGAGCCAUAACUUACACUGCUGUUGUCUCAAAUGCUUUUGUGAUCGCCUACACCAGCGACUUUAUUCCGAGAAUGGUCUACCAGUACAAGUACUCGUUAAGUGAGGAUUUGGUGGGGUACAUAGACUCUUCUCUGUCUUUGUUCAACACUUCGGAUUAUCAUCCAGGUAUGGGUGGAGACGAUAAUGAAGAACCACCACCUCCAGAUUGUCAGUACAGGGGUUACAGAAACGGACCUGAUCAUGAGGAUAAAUAUGGCUUGAGUCCGCAGUACUGGCAUGUUUUUGCCGCCCGUUUGGCAUUUGUGGUUAUUUUUGAGCAUAUAGUAUUUGCUCUGACUGGAAUUAUGCAGUACGUUAUUCCAGGCGUCCCGUCAGAGUUAAAAACACAAAUCCAAAGAGAAACUCUCUUAGCUAAAGAAGCCAAGUACGAGCACGGUCUGAAGAAAAGCGACAACGACAUGUACGAAGACUUGAUGAAUAAUCUCAAAGAAAAUAAUAAUCCACGAUUAGAAGGGAGGCCAGCCAUACGCGGUUCUUGGGCUAGAAGAUUAAGCCGACUGUCAGAUGGUUUAGACGCUCAUGUAGAAGUCACAAGUAGAAAAAAAAAUUCUGUUAGUUCAACUGUGUGGGAAUGACACAAGUUUCCCCUUUUGUAAUUUUUUAAUGUAUCUAUAAUGUUAUAUAUAUGAAUGGAAAAAAUAAAGUUCUAGUUUUGA
Zophobas morio is the source of this 3267-nucleotide messenger RNA. RefSeq names its product anoctamin-4-like. Gene Ontology annotation, cellular component: plasma membrane. Bases 1 to 3186 code for a protein of 1061 amino acids. The record is from RefSeq and is a predicted model, not a curated record. NCBI's taxonomy places the organism in Eukaryota, Metazoa, Arthropoda, Insecta, Coleoptera, Tenebrionidae. The transcript is spliced from 21 exons. Gene Ontology annotation, biological process: chloride transmembrane transport. Gene Ontology annotation, molecular function: protein dimerization activity; chloride channel activity.